Molecule: messenger RNA, 2412 nt
Organism: Symbiodinium pilosum
Lineage: Eukaryota; Dinophyceae; Suessiales; Symbiodiniaceae
Source: the annotation of a GenBank genome assembly
AUGUCGUCUCUUGAUAGUCGUGCUGCCUUCAAGGCGCGAGCCGAAGAACUUUCGUUGGAAGAUGACAAAUACAAGAAACUGGUGGCAGCGAAGCUGGACACCUUUGGUGCCUUGGCGUUCAUAGGGCCGCUUCAAGCGGGGAACGCUGAUGAAACGCCAUUGGUGGAGGCGCUCAAGAGUGCCUUGAGUGGUGAUCCGUCCCCAGUCGUAUUGAGGGUCAUGCGCCGACUAUGGUUCGAAGCCACUACUCAAGCUCUUGCUGAGAUGCGAGGCAAGGUAGAACGUACUGAUGCUAGUGAGCCUGUCCGAAUGCCGCUUGCAGAGCGCACUCAGAGGGUGGCUGCUCUACAAAAGCGCUUGGUGGGUGUUCACUGGUCUGUUGAUGUUGAACCGUCACAUCGCUUGCAAGAUCAGAUCGCGCAGAUGGUGGCAGAUCAGUCCUUGGUUUGGCUGCAGUGGGACAAGUUGACGAGUCGAAGCAUGGAAAUAACGGCUGAAAGGCUGACUCGAUGGUCACAGCCCCCUGGAUUCCAGAGGGUCUCAAUGGCCCAGUUGCGAGAGGCGGACAAGACGCUCUUCACGAAGAUUUCCGAAGAUACUCGAGGCCAUGCAGCGUUUGCAGGCAAGAGGAUCGGUUUGAUUCGUAAGUUGAUUGGAUUGCGUAAAGAGCUGCAAUAUGAGGAAGCACGCUUUCAUUCUCUCCUUCCAGAUCAUGUCAGACAGGUGGUCAAAAACAAGAACAUCCUUCUGUGGCACCAUCUUCUUCGAGAGACGGGCUUUGAAGACUUAGCAGUAUUGGAUUUGAUGAAAGGUGUCGAUUUGAUAGGCACUCCUGACAAAUCUCCGCUGUUCGGUCUGAAGGAUGUUCCUGCUUCGUCCACUCCGGAUCUGCUUCUUGAAGCUUCGCAAUGGAGAAGGGAGCGUCUUAAAGCCAGAAAUCCUCACGCAGACAACCCAGAGAUCAACAAGAAACUCUGGGAACACACUCUCAGUGAUGUGACAGACGGCUUUCUGGCUGGACCUUUCGAAGAUGAAGCUUCGAUUUGCGAGCAUCUCAACGUUGAUAAGUUUGUGGCAUCUCGAAGGUUUCUGAUCGAGCAAGGCACCUCGGACAAGAAGAAAUUCCGAGCCAGAGACGACUACCGCCAAGGAGGAGUGAACGAGCCCUACAAUGCCUUGGAGAAGCUCGCUCUGUUCGAUGUAAACAGCAUUACUGCCAUGGCAACGUAUGCAGCAAAAGUGGCUGACCCGGUGGGGCAAGUGGAAGUCAGACUUGGCUCUGGUGAGAUCCUCAAAGCUCCUCUUCAUGAAGACUUCAAGGGUGGGCCCUCUUGGAAAGGUCGCACUUUGGACCUCGCCAAAGCCUAUCGCCAGGUUCCAUUGGCAACGGCGUCGCUUCCAUUUGGGGUGGUCAUGGUGAACUGCCCAACAGAUGGGAAAGUCAAAUACUUUGCUGCCCAAUCGUUACCUUUCGGUGCCACUUCGAGUGUCUUCUCUUUCAACAGGAUCAGCAGGUCCUUGCUUCAUUUGGGCUGGCACUUGUGUGGGUUAAUCGCUGGUUGCUUUUAUGACGACUUUCCUAUGCUGGAACCAGGAGUCACGUCCGGCCUUGCUUCGAGCGGCUUCGAAUUCCUUCUUGACAGUCUUGGAUGGCAAUUUUCUAGAGACAGUGACAAAGCGGCCCCAUUCUCGGAGAGCUUUGACUUACUCGGCGUCCGCAUGCAUGUGGGCUCCUUGAUGGGAGGCGUCAUUUCUUUGGAGAACAAGCCAUCGCGACUUGAGAAAAUGAAGGACAGCUUUCUCAGAUCAAUGCAAGCCUCGCGUUUUCGAGGUGUUGGGUCAUACGGAAUCGUUGCCGUUGAUACUGGCGCAGGAGAGAAGUAUGUUGCAGGGGGCGAUCUUCCGGAUUGGCUGAUCGAAUUCUGGCAUCGUGACUCUCCCGACCAGGUGAUUGGCCAAUGUGAGGCUUUCGCAGUGGUCUUGGCCAGGCUGGCGUUCGCCUCCAUGGUAACGGGCCGACGCACCAUCUUUUUCGUGGAUAACGAAAGUUCUCGCGAGGUUUGGGAUCCGGCCAGCAAGUCUCUUCAGACGGCAGAGACCCCAGGUAUCACUCAGGCGGCCCUCCUCCAGGAUGUGCAACAGAUCAUCACGUGGGUGACGGAGCACCCGGAGCUCAUCUUGAACUUCAGAUCGACUCGUCCCCUCACGGGGGAGACGCCAACGCGCAACAGCACAGUGUUUCUCCUGACCAUAGGCCACCGAAUAGAAGGCGACUUGUUACACAAAUUAAAAUUACCGAAGGCAAUGAGUGGACAGGCGUCACUGAUGCUCCUCAGGGUCCGACUGGCUGCAGAGCGCUUGCGGAGGCAACCACUGGCGCAACAGGUAGCCAGACAGGUCGGCCUGAUGUAA